This is a messenger RNA of Monomorium pharaonis (pharaoh ant), 1974 nucleotides long. Its product is annotated as cytochrome P450 6k1. The transcript is spliced from 7 exons. Bases 173 to 1735 code for a protein of 520 amino acids. NCBI's taxonomy places the organism in Eukaryota, Metazoa, Arthropoda, Insecta, Hymenoptera, Formicidae. Gene Ontology annotation, molecular function: oxidoreductase activity, acting on paired donors, with incorporation or reduction of molecular oxygen; heme binding; monooxygenase activity. The record is from RefSeq and is a predicted model, not a curated record.
UUAAAAUGAAGUAGACAUAUACAUUUGAAGUUUGACGAAAUAGCCAAAAUGAAAUAGAAAGUUUCAGUGCAAUCUAGUACAGCAACAUACAAAAUAGAUCUUAUAUAACAAUCAUGUGUAUUUUUUUUGUUGCUACAUUCACGUAUUUUUGUAAAAGUAUAUCAACUGUGCAAUGUAUAAAUGUGAUACGUUCAACGUGAAAUUUGAGAUGGUACUAGCGGAAUUAAUAGGAACUUUUAUCGUUAUCCUGACCAUUGUGUACAUUUAUUAUAAAUAUGUGAUAUUUAAUUUUUGGCGCAAGAGAGGUGUUUUUUACAUCGAACCGGUUGUACCAAUUGGAAAUAUAACACCUCUCAUAACUGGAAAAGCUCAAGUAGGCGUACAUUUUCAAAAUGUCUAUAUGAAAUAUAAAGAUCAUCGUGCUAUUGGAAUGUAUAUACUUUUUAAACCAAAUUUGCUAAUCACUGACCUCGAGCUUAUUCGGACGGUAUUGACAAAAGAAUUUAAGAGUUUUCAUGACCGUGGAAUGUUUUGCAACGAAAUAGUUGACCCAUUAAGCGGCAAUUUGUUUUUUAUGUCUGGAAAAAGAUGGAAAAAUAUGCGUGUCAAAAUGACACCUACAUUUACCUCAGGAAAAAUUAAGCAAAUGUUUUCUAUCCUGAAGGAAUGUGGCGAAGAACUCGCAAAGCAUCUGGAAAGUAAAGCUCAAAUAAAAGAGCCUAUCGAAGUAAAAGAGACAUUUGCAAGAUAUACAACAGACGUAAUUAUGUCAACGGCUUUUGGCAUCAAAUCUAAUUGUAUGGAGGAACCAAAUAAUGAAUAUCGGGUCCAGGGAAACAAAGUUUUUGAUCUAAAUACAUUUAAGAUUACCUGUACUAUGUUUGCGCCGCAAAUUAUGGACUUCUUUUCUAUUCCUUUCACGGCACCAUCUCUUACGAAAUUUUAUAUGAAUAUGUUUCGAGAGACUGUGGAAUAUAGGAAAGCUCAUAAUAUUGUCAGACAUGACUUUAUGAAUUUGCUCAUACAAUUGAUGGAGAGGGGCUACGUUGAUCCUGAAGAUGACGAUAAAACUACCACCAACAAAUCAUCAAACAUAAAUAAACUUACGAUGACAGAAGCUACUGCACAAAGUUUUGUCUUCUUCGCAGCUGGCUUUGAAACCUCCGCAACGACGAUGACAUUCACCAUGUACGAAUUAUCACAACAUCAAGAUAUUCAGGAUAAACUUCGGAAAGAAAUCGAUGAAAUGUUAGCAAAACAUGAUGAUCUGACUUACGACGUUGUGAACAAUAUGACAUACCUUCACAAAGUAAUAAGUGAGACUUUAAGAAAAUAUCCACCUCUUCCUAUCUUGAAUCGCAUCUGCACCAAGGAAAUAGACCUACCGACAACGAACGUUCGCGUACCAAAAGGGACAUUAAUAACUAUACCGCUACUUGGAUUGCAUCGAGAUCCGUCGAUAUAUCCAAAUCCGGAUAAAUUUGAUCCUGAACGCUUCAACGCAGACGAGAUAAAAAAAAGACAUCCUUACGCUUAUAUGCCAUUCGGGGAAGGACCACGAUACUGCAUUGGUUCCCGAUUUGGAUACUUACAAACAAAAGUUGGACUUGUGAGUCUUUUAUCGAAAUACAAGUUCAGGCUUCAUUCUCGGACUCCGGACCAGCUUACUUACAAUGAAAAAUCUGCGGUUCUUGCAGCAAAAGGUGGCGUACAUCUUAUUAUUGAGCCACGAUAAAAUUAUUUCCUUCUUACGUAAAAAUUAAAAACAUUUUUUAUUGUCUCAUUCUUGACCCCAGGAGAAUCUGAGACAUUUGUGUUAAAAAUUAAGAAUGAAUAACAGAACAAAUCUGAUUGAUUUUUUUGGUUACUAACUUUACUUGUUUUAUUUCUUGUUAAUAUUAAAUGUUAAUAUUAAAUAAUGUUUUACUGUUAAUUGCAAUUGUAUUAAUUACGAUAAUAUAUAUUAAAAACAUA